AUGAAUCGGAACAGAAUAGAGUAUGAGAGCCGCAUCAACACGUUCUCUUGGACCCAGUUCCAGGAAGAACAACGUCGGGAAGCGAGAAGCCGACCUUCUGUCCGUUAGCCGAAAGCUCAGUGCUCCCCAUCUGAACUUCGUGCUUUUCAGAGACCUAUGAUACCUCCAAUGAACAUUAGACCGCCAAAACCGAUCAAGACUAUUGUCAUUGAUGAAUCUGAAGGCAGCACAGGAACAAACAUCGUUUCCAGUUGGAGUAUGUAUGGAAUUUUUGUGUUCUUCCUAAAAAAAAAUACGUUUAUAGUCGCAAAGAAUCGUUUUAUGCAAAAACCGAAACGUGACAUUAUUGAUAUUGAUGAUACUGAGGAUUCUGCCGACAAGAACGAUGAGAUGAAGAACGUGCUGGAUCGAAAAGAGCUCGUUGGAAAAGAGGAGGCUGUGGCUGGAGGUAAUAAUUAGUUUCCGUCGAUCAGAGCUUGUUUGAACUGUCCGAAUCACUAAGUUCCCUGUUUUCUUGCUGUUCGCGUUUGUGCUGAGCGGAGCCAAACAGUUGUCGGACACACCCUCCUCGCUAAUCUCUCGUUCCUCUUCAAACGUCUGUCCUUUGCCCGCUACUCCAGUAGCACACCAGAAUCUUGGCGCCUCCCACUGUUUACACGACAAAUAUGUGCGGUGCGAUAGGGCACGCUUGCAAACGCCUUGGUCUUCGCCGCCUUGAGUGACUGAUAACAACUGCCCUUACAUCGUUUUUCUCCCGUCGUUUCUCUGACGUUCUGCUUAUCUUACUUCUCAACGCGCCGUUUUCUGUUUUCAGGUUUGUCCGUCAAACCCAUCAACGUGAUUGAGAUCGACGACGACGAAGACGACGACGAUAUCAUCGUGCUCAAUUCGCCACCACUAAAGAAAAUGACACAGUAUGAAGCAGCUACGGUAAGAAUAAUUUACUAGAAAAGAAAACAAGGAAGAGAUUAAGUUGCAGGCCGAGACGUUCUGGACACAGACCCUGAAGAAAGACAGCAUAGAGUCGAAGAGUGUGCUGACUGCGAAUGUCGACGCUGCACAGCAACUGUUUCGAACAUGGAAUCAAGUGAAGGGAGUGCAGCCACUUAUCAAUAGCAUACCGUCGACUGAGUUCACAAUCUGCUCGUAUAAUGUUCUCUGUCAGAAGACCAUCGCUCGCACCAGUUACCUCUAUAAACAUCUGAGAAACACACCCGGACUGCUCGAGUGGGAUUAUCGUUGGAAAGGUCUGAGGACCGAACUGCGCAAUUUCAAGGCGGAUAUUGUCGGUCUUCAGGAAGUGCAGGCAGAUCACUUUACUGAUGAUUUUGCCCCAUUCAUGAAUGGCCGUAAGUUUUCUAUGUAGUGGUCUGUCUUGAACCGUAUCAUUUCAGUUGGAUAUACGGGAGCAUACAAAAGAAAGUUCGGAACUACGCAGAAAGACGACGGAUGCGCCAUCUUCUACCGUCCGGAUAAGUUCAAACAAAUCGGUUACGAAGAAGUGAACUUCUUCGUGUCGCCCAACGCCACGUCGAACCGCGAGAACAUUGCCCAAUUAAUGGUUCUUCAGUGCCACAGGACGUGCCAAUGCGUGAUAGUCGCCAACACGCAUCUCAUUUUCAAUCAGGAGCGUGGAGACGUGAAAUUAGCACAGCUUGCCAUACUUUUCGCGAACAUUCACCAAAUGCACAAAAACUUUUUAAUGUUCAAUCCGGCAGUCAUCGUUCUUGGAGACUUCAACAUUGAGCCGUACUCGAAAAUUUACGAUUUCAUCGUCACCGGACAGUGAGUUUGAUCAGCAAAACAGCUGAGAUCGAAAGAAGGCCGAGACAUAGUCCAUUCAAAAACUGAGCACACAAUGUUUCAGGCUGUUAGUACACGGUGAGCUGGUGCGUUCGAUGAGUGGGCAGAGCAAGAGAACCGACGGAAUGUUAUGCUGUGCGGACAAACUGCUCUGCGAUACUAUGAUCGAUUUGGAUUCGAGGAUCCGUAUAAUGGGUAGGAUGCCAUCCACAUACUUCCGCUCUUCAUCUCUUUCGAGUUUUAGGCGCACCGAUUCCUCGUAAUGACGGGUACCUCCGUCAUCAGUUCCAGUUCGUUUCCGCUUAUCACCACAAUGUUCCCAGGAGCACAGAGAAGAGGCGUCCUAUCUCGACGUAUCACAAGGAUUCCGCUUCGCCCGACUUCAUCUUCUACACACCGGAUACUUCGAACAUGGUCUGUAUCGUCCCCAUCAAAACAUGCACAAUUUCCGAUUGCAGGGCGUCGAAAGACUCCAACUCCUCGAACGAUACACUCUUCCCACCUUUGAAAGUCUGCAGAACACGGUUCCGUGGCCGAAUAAGAGUGUUCCGAGCGACCAUAUCCCGAUUAUGGCCAAAUUCCGAUUGUACCAAUGCUUCUGA
Messenger RNA from Caenorhabditis sp. 36 PRJEB53466, 2405 nucleotides. Lineage: Eukaryota; Metazoa; Nematoda; Chromadorea; Rhabditida; Rhabditidae. The record is from the annotation of a GenBank genome assembly.